AAAAGGGCUGUCUACAUAUGAACAGCUCAAUAAUACCCUCUCACUCGCCAAUGACCUGCGCUAUUCUUUCAUUUCAAUAGCCUUUUCCGGCUCUCUAUCGCCCCCCUCCCAUAGCUCUAGAGAUUAUUCCUUUCUUCUUUCUUUCUCAAACAUUUAUUAUUUUCUCAUAAUACAUAUAAAAAAUCAUCCUUCUUUUAUACUCUUAUCUUUGUCUUAUAUAAUCUCAGGGUGCUAGAGCAACAAAAAUACGACCAUAUAUCAAAGGGGAAAAAAAAAGAGAUUCAAGGGAUAAUACGAUGACCAAGUUACCUUCUUUGUUUCUGGUUUUGACUUUGGUUUCUGUUUUUGUUUGUGGGUUUGGAAAAAGGAUACCAAUUCUGUCAUUUGAUGAAGGGUAUAGUCAGUUGUUUGGAGAUGAUAAUCUAGUUCUCCAUAGAGAUGGUAAAGCUGUUCACUUGUCUUUGAAUGAGAGAACAGGGUCUGGAUUUGUGUCUCAAGACCUUUACUUGCAUGGUUACUUCAGUGCCUCAAUAAAGUUACCUGCUGAUUAUACUGCUGGAGUUGUGGUUGCUUUCUAUAUGUCAAAUGGUGAUAUGUUCGAGAAGAACCACGAUGAAAUAGAUUUUGAGUUCUUGGGUAACAUCAGAGGCAAAGAUUGGAGGAUUCAGACCAAUAUUUACGGCAAUGGAAGCACCAGUGUUGGCAGAGAAGAAAGAUACAAUCUUUGGUUCGACCCUGCUGAUGAUUUCCAUCAGUACACUAUUCUCUGGACUGAUUCUCAAAUCAUAUUUUAUAUAGACAACAUCCCCAUUAGAGAGUUUAAAAGAACGGCUGCAAUGGGUGGGGACUUUCCCUCUAAGCCGAUGUCGUUGUAUGCUACAAUAUGGGAUGGGUCUGAUUGGGCUACUAAUGGUGGCAAAUAUAGAGUCAAUUACAAAUACGCUCCUUACGUAGCCGAAUUUUCCGACCUGAUCCUCCACGGCUGCGCAGUGGAUCCCAUUGAAUUUUCGUCGAAGAAGUGUGACACCACCUCUCAAAGUUUGGAACUUUCUGCCACUAUCACCCCAUCACAAAGAAGCAAAAUGGAUAGCUUUAGGAGGAAGCACAUGACAUAUUCUUACUGCUAUGACCAGACCAGAUACAAAGUUCCACCUGUAGAGUGUGUGAUCAAUCCCCGUGAAGCCGAAAGACUGAAAAGGUUCGAUCCAGUCACGUUUGGAGGCAGGCGUCACCAUGGGAAGCGACACCACCGCAGCAGAGCAAGCCGGUCCGAAGCUGAUACCAUCUAAAAAAUAAUAGACCAUUGGUAGAUUUGAUUUCAUUACAUGUUGGGGCAUUAUUUCCUCUCGGUUUGAUUUAUAAAAUAGUUGGGGGUCAGUUUUGUGUAUAGAGAGAGAGGAGGAGCAGGAGAGCAACAAAUAUUUAUCUCAAAGAAGGUGAUAGAGUUGUUUCUUAUCAUAAUAUAUGUUUGAUGAUGUGGGUGUGUGAUGUGUAUAGUUCCAUUUUUAUCAUUGAUGUUUGUCUCUCUGGCUUUUUACAAAGAUUGAAUUUGGUGAUGACUGUUAUCCAAUAA
Molecule: messenger RNA, 1573 nt
Organism: Gossypium raimondii (Peruvian cotton)
Lineage: Eukaryota; Viridiplantae; Streptophyta; Magnoliopsida; Malvales; Malvaceae
Product: probable xyloglucan endotransglucosylase/hydrolase protein 28
Exons: 4
Coding region: 297-1289 (330 amino acids)
Biological process (GO): xyloglucan metabolic process; cell wall biogenesis
Cellular component (GO): apoplast; cell wall
Molecular function (GO): xyloglucan:xyloglucosyl transferase activity; hydrolase activity, hydrolyzing O-glycosyl compounds
Source: RefSeq, a predicted model, not a curated record